AGCUGAUUGGUCACUUUAAUUUAUUGAAUGCUCUGAUUGGUACAAUGAAUAUCGUAAGACACAUGUUUUAGACAUGACCACUGUAUUAUGUUGUGUUUUAGUUGUAUCUUGUACUUGGAGUACCGUGCAGCAGUAUCUGGAUUGUACAUGCCCUAAGUCGCUUAAAGCUUGAGCCAGCUCAAGAGCCUCAACUUAUUCUCUAGCACUUGCUGCAGCCACCAGGGUCCACCAAAAGCGACUGGGUGGGUCAGCCACUGGACACUUCAACUAUGAACUGAUGAAGCGUGCUAAACAAAACAAAAAAAAAUACCCGCCAGAUCUAUGCUGAGGUCAUUGCUUAUGGCACGCAUCGAUGGUUGCCGAUGACUUCUCCUAUAGUAUUAUAUUAUCUUCCUGAUCUGAUCAUGUGGCCAUAAAUAGCAAGGGCCUUAGAUUGUUCGGCCAGGGAUAGCAUAACACCGCCGAGGAAGCAGCAAGCAGCAAGGUCGACAUGUCGUCUCCGCCGCCGGUGAAGCUGAUCGGCUUCUUCGGCAGCCCGUACGCGUUCCGCGCGGAGGCGGCGCUGUGCCUGAAAGGCGUGCCGUACGAGCUGAUCCUGGAGGACCUGUUCGGCAGCAAGAGCGAGCUCCUGCUCCACCACAACCCCGUGCACAAGAAGGUGCCCGUGCUCCUCCACGGCGACGGCCGGGCCAUCUCCGAGUCCCUCGUCAUCGCCGAGUACGUCGACGAGGCCUUCGACGGGCCGCCGCUGCUCCCCGCCGACCCCUACGCGCGCGCCGCGGCCCGCUUCUGGGCCGACUUCAUCGAGACCAGGCUCACCAAGCCCUUCUUCAUGGCGAUCUGGGUGGAGGAGCGCGAAGCGCGCCUGCGGUUCGAGGAGGAGGCCAAGGAGCUCGUGGCGCUGCUGGAGGCGCAGCUCGAGGGAAAGAGGUUCUUCGCCGGCGACAGGCCGGGGUACCUCGACGUGGCCGCGUCCGCGCUCGGGCCCUGGCGCAGCGUCAUCGAGGAGCUCAACGGUGUGGCGCUGCUCAGCGAGGAUGACCACCCCAACCUGUGCCGGUGGACCAGGGACUACUGCGCCUUCGAGGCUCUCAAGCCGUGCAUGCCGGAUCGGGAGAAGCUCCUCGCCUACUUCACUAAGAACUUCGACAGGUACAAGGCGGCCGUCAAUGCGACGCUAUCGCAGUCGCAGCAGUAAUAACUGCCCAACUGGGAGUAGUUUUGUUUUUGCGGCUGGUUUCAUAAAGAAGGGGGACAAGCACAUCGACUGUAUGAUCCUGACAGUAAUAGUUCGUCAUGAUUCAGUCUUUGACUUGAGGAAGCCGCGGAGUGGAACUGGAGCGUAGACUCAGGGGGAGACGCAGACAACUCUGUAGAGUUCUUUGUUGAUGAGGAAGCUUGAGCUUGUUGCAGGAAUGGGAGGUGGAGGUGCUCAGGAAGGGCAUGUAAAUGCCAGCAACUAGUGCUUCAGAAGUCCAGUCUCAUCCGACAACAGUGGCCCUUUGAGAUCCAGAAUUACAGGAGAGGAGUUAGUAAGGACCGCAGGAAACGAUGGAGUUGGCGUACGUACGUGUCGGCGAUGCCUGAACCGUGUGCUUCUCCAACCCAAGCAGUAAUACUCUAGCAUCCAGUGGCGGCCAUGACCACGACGACCCGUGCUUCCAAUCCAAGCGUGCAUCCGUACAUCGGCUACGUGCUCGCCUGAAUUUUCUUUUUCACCCAGCCCCUUUUUUCCCGUGCAGGACGGCAAAGGGUCCGCGCAUCAGGUGCGUAUGAUGCCAGCAAAACUGUUAUCUAGUCUAGUCAAUAGUCAUCUCCCAAGAGAUGAUUACAGGCCGCCUGUAAAUGGAACGCGAGGCUUUGGAAGCUGUGUCCUUGAUGCUUCAAGUUAUCUUAAAUUAAAUAUUUCUAUAAGUCCGAUCAGAUUUAAAGAGAAAACAAAACCAAAAUUUAUGA
Zea mays is the source of this 1956-nucleotide messenger RNA. Its product is annotated as glutathione S-transferase GST 21. Gene Ontology annotation, molecular function: glutathione transferase activity. The transcript is spliced from 3 exons. The coding region runs from base 491 to 1198 and encodes 235 amino acids. Gene Ontology annotation, biological process: glutathione metabolic process. Gene Ontology annotation, cellular component: cytoplasm. The record is from RefSeq and is a predicted model, not a curated record. NCBI's taxonomy places the organism in Eukaryota, Viridiplantae, Streptophyta, Magnoliopsida, Poales, Poaceae.